Messenger RNA from Peniophora sp. CBMAI 1063, 1830 nucleotides. Lineage: Eukaryota; Fungi; Basidiomycota; Agaricomycetes; Russulales; Peniophoraceae. The record is from the annotation of a GenBank genome assembly.
AUGCCGGACAAUCCAUCGUUGAAGUCAUCCCUUCCAUCGCUGCUCUUGCCACGCUUCACGGAUAACGCGCUGCUAGGCAUCCCACGCGAGCUUCACUUACAGACUAUGGACGCAGAACUGGACGUGUUGGAGCUCACUCUUUGUCGAGCACGUCAGAUGCGCAACAGGAAGUCCGUGGUCUGUAAUCUUCCGCCUGAGAUCCUCAUAUACGUGUUUGCCAACCUCCAGCUAAUAUGGCGACCACGAAUGAAAGAGUAUACGGCCUCCAGACGCGUUUAUGACCUUGGUUGGAUGUACAUUACUCAGGUUUGCAGCUUAUGGAGAGAGGUUGCAAUUGGAUCUCCUUCGUUGUGGUCAUGGUCGUCAUUCCACGUCCUCGAUUUUCCUCACCAGUUUAUCUCGCUCAUAUUGCCCCGUUUGCGCUCGAAGCUAUUGGACAUUGAGAUACACUGGGAAGGCACUACUGACGAUCUAAUGGAAGAUCCUGGCUUAGACUCAUGGUUGUCUACGGCCCUCUUCCGACGCGCUAGACGUAUAAAUAUCACGGGAACACCGGAACUUAUCGACGCUAUUGGCGCCCGCCUUCCUCCACCAGAAGAGAUGAGCUCCUUGCGAGAGCUUGAGAUAUUCCCUUGGGACUAUGGAGACGAUAUCGAGAUACCUGCACCUUUACGCCUUCUCAGUGACGUCUCAACACUAUCGUUGAACGACUGCCAAGUGCCAUGGCGAUCACCUAUCAUUUCACCGAGGCUUACGCAUCUUCAGCUAGUGCACAGAGAUGGUGGGAGCCGCUCGUCGUAUCAUGAUCUUCGCGUAGCUCUGGUCAGCCUUGAUAUGCUCGAAGAACUUGACAUCGGAAAACUAUCUCCGUUCGAUUCGAUCGGAACCGAUCUUCCUCCCAUUGUAUUGCCACAAUCUCUACGACGGCUCAUUCUCACAAUCGAUGAUGAGGAGUAUCCCAUGGAAGGCCUCGUCUUCCUGUCUCUCCUGCAUCCUCCCUCUGGAUGCUCUUGUGACUACGUCAUCGACGGUCUUCCCAAGGAAACUGCUGUCGCGACCCGUGUUGAUGACAUCUUAUGUCAACUACUAAGACUAUUCACCAACCUUUCUCUCCGGAAUAAUGAAGCACAGCACUGGUCGUUGGCUGAUUCGUCCAUGCACCUUGUCUCCACCCGGAUCCAACCAUCAUCGCCAGCGAAUGGGUGGGAGCAUUGGAAAACGGAUCCCCAGACGGUCACCUCCAGUCUGAGAGUGUACGCAAACAUGUCGGGGCCUGGAAUUCUAUCGCGCUCUGGGCUUCUAUCGCGCUUUCAAAACGACAGCAGGAAAUACAUGUCCAGCCUAGAUGUUGGCCGUCUCCAUAGUAUAUCACUCGACACCAAGUUUAUAUCAUUGCUUGCAAUUCACGGUCUCUGGUUGCCCUUGCUCGAAAGCGCGCAAAGCAUCCGACGAAUCGGCGUGGUUAACGUCGAAGAAGACUCAGACAGCGGCCCCCUCCCCCAAUUGUGCUUACUCGAUGCGCUUCAACGCACCUAUACAGCCAGGCCGCCAGAAACGCCGCGCGUAUUGGUACCGCACCUCGAAGUGCUAGCUCUCAACCUCUUGCAGGACGAAAUGCAGUACAGCGUUUUGAUCGCAAGCCUUCUCAGCCUGUCGCAGGUCAGGCACCAGCUUGGAAUACCCAUACGCGAAUUGGUGGUGCCGCAAGAAGUCAGACAUUGGGCAGUGUGGAGUUCGCUGCAGGGGUCCGUGAGGGUGACAUUCAUUGAGUAUCCUUCGCGUCACUCGCUCGCGUCUCCCGUUAUGCCCCAGCCAAUACCCAUCAGAUGA